Molecule: messenger RNA, 1029 nt
Organism: Phalaenopsis equestris
Lineage: Eukaryota; Viridiplantae; Streptophyta; Magnoliopsida; Asparagales; Orchidaceae
Exons: 3
Coding region: 1-1029 (342 amino acids)
Source: RefSeq, a predicted model, not a curated record
AUGGGGUCUGAUAUGGAUCUCCAGUUAGCCAAUGAAAACUUAUUGGAACUGAUCAACAUGCAAGAGGCUCUCUAUGCUCAAAAGGCAAACAAAACCAGGUUCUGUGAGGGUGACAGGAACUCCAAAUACUACCAUGCUUGCAUUAACUAUAGGAGGAAAAGCAAUACAAUUCAUAAAAUCCUUUCUCAGGAGGAGCACUGGAUUACCAAUGCUGAGGGAAUUGCUAAUGAUGCUGUACAUUAUUUCCAAAAAUUGUUCAGGAGUAACUCAACUGUUAACUCUACCAUCAAUGCAACACUGUUUGACAAAGAAAGAGAAUUUAACAAUAGUCUAUCGCUUACUAACAUCCCUGAUGAAAAGGAAAUUUGGGAAGCUCUUAAAUCCAUAGACAGCAUAAAGGUGGCUGGCCCUGAUGGUUUCUCUGCUGACUUCUACAAAAAGGAAAUUUGGGAAGCUCUUAAAUCCAUAGACAGCACAAAGGUGGCUGGCGCUGAUGGUUUCUCUGCUGACUUCUACAAAAAGGCUUGGCAUGUUGUGAAGGGUGAGGUUUUAAUUUCUAGAGGUUUCUCGUCCUCCUUUGUCUCUCUUAUCAGCAGGUGGCUGUCAAAUAAUUUCCAUUCAAUACUCAUCAAUGGAUCCACUCAUGGGUUUUUCAGUGCUUCUAGAGGCAUAAAACAAGGUGACCCUCUUUCCCCUACCAUCUUUAUUCUAGCUUUUGACUACUUAUCAAGAAUUUUGAAUGAGUUGGCAUCCAGGAAACCCCAUUCUCUUUAUAGUCACAAAUCUUCCUUAUUAAUCAAUCAUCUGGCCUUUGCUGAUGACAUCAUAAUCUUCACAAAAGCUUCCAAAUGUGCUGUCAAAUUAUUAUUGCAGAAUCUGGAGACCUUUCAGGAUGUUUCUGGAAUGAAAUUCAAUAAACAGAAGUACCUCUCCAUCUACAGUAAGCAGUGCAUUAAUGAGUUUAAAUCCUGGGUUGUUGAUUUCACUGGUUUAAAAAACGUGGUUUCAAAAAUAGUCACCUUCCUAUGA